Molecule: messenger RNA, 747 nt
Organism: Lolium perenne
Lineage: Eukaryota; Viridiplantae; Streptophyta; Magnoliopsida; Poales; Poaceae
Source: RefSeq, a predicted model, not a curated record
AUGGCGUUCCCGUGGUCAAACGGGGGUGUCUGCGGGUCUCCUGGUGUCCUGGCGCGUCUACUGGCGAGCGGAGUAGGUGAGGGGAGGCUGGGUGCAUCGGCGCUCGUCACGCCCUGGCGCGUCCAGGGCGCUCGCCGUGCGCACACUGGCGCCGAAACCGAGCGCUGCUCGCCGCCCCCAGCCGCGGCCUCCUCCUCUCCUCCCGGUGCUUCCCCGCGGCCGCCGCUCCUCUGCAUCGCCGCCAGGACUAGGGCGCCGGCGCCGGCAUCUGGGGAGUCACGGACGGGGGGCCACGGCGGAGCGGAGGGCGAAGAUGAGGGGAAGGCCCAGGCGGUGCUCCCCGGCGCCGGUGAUGGUGAUGUGCACGCGACCGCGCCACUACACGGGAGUAGGGGAAAGUCGCCUCGGACGUGCAACGGGAGUAGGGGAGGUCACCCCGGACGUGCAGCAGCGCCAAGAGCGGCGGCGGAGGAGGUCGAAUCGAUGGACAUCACAGAGGACGGGUGCCCGGCGCGGCGAGCUGAGGGACGUCCGGCGAGCGCCCGCAGCUGGCAAGCCUCGCGCGCUGGUGAUGGUGGCGCUGGAAACCCUUUCUCCAUGGCGCCACCGCCGGCCUCCUCCCCGCGACGCGGCGAAGGUAUUGGGACUGGUUGGGAGAGAGAGAGGAGGCAGAGGCGGCCCAACCGCUCCUCUGCAUCGCUGACCGCGCCGCCCGAGUCAGCCUUGGCCGCCGGCGCCUCCCGCUGA